Molecule: messenger RNA, 1107 nt
Organism: Micromonas commoda
Lineage: Eukaryota; Viridiplantae; Chlorophyta; Mamiellophyceae; Mamiellales; Mamiellaceae
Exons: 1
Coding region: 1-1107 (368 amino acids)
Biological process (GO): canonical NF-kappaB signal transduction
Source: RefSeq, a predicted model, not a curated record
AUGAUACCGCGGGGGGCCCGCGGGCGCGUCUCCAGGGUCCUCGUCGCGGUCACCGUCGCGUCGUUCCUCCUCCUCUUCCUCGCCCUCCCCGUCGGGCGCGGAGGAGCCUCGAGGCGCCCGGGUGCCGCGUCGUCGUCCUCCUCCAUCCGAGGACCCACCGCGCCCGGCCCGACGUCGUCCGCCCUCGUCCGCGGCGCGUUCCUCGCGUCCGCCGCGACGACGCUGGCGGUCGCCUGGUGGCGCCGGCGGCGCGCCGGCGCAUCGCGAGGAGGAAAACCGCCGCCGGCGAGACGCGCGCGAUGGGACGGCAGCCGGUGGGUCGAGCUCGACACGGACGACGCGGAUCCAACACAAUCGAAGACGACGACGACGCACGCGGCGGCACCUCCGCGGGGACCCUUCACGUCGGGCGCGUCGGUGCAGCGCCCGCCCGGUCCGUCCGCGUACGACCCCACCGUCCCGUUCGCGCCGAAGACGAGCGCCAAUAGUGCUACUCACGACUCCGGCACGAACGGCACAAACGGCACAAACGGUUCGCAUCAGAUGUACCAGUCGGACGAUGCCGUCGACGCGUUCGCGCGAUGGGACGCGGCGGAGGCGUUGCGAUGGGCGCGGGUCGAACGCGAGGACGAGGAACGCCAGCGCCUGAGAGAGGAGCGCGAGGAGGAGCGCGAGGAGCGGAUGUUUCAGAAGAAGGAGCGGAAGAAAGAGCGACGCGCCGCGGAACGGGCGGAACGGGAGAGGGGUCGAGUCGCGAGCGCGAAAGAGAAAUGGGCCGCGCACGAGGCGCGGUGGGCGACGCUGGAGGCGGAUCCGCCCGGGGGCGGGGGCGACGCGGGGUCGGCGGGGCCGUUGCGGUACGAUGACGUGCCGUGGCCGCCGAAGAUGACCGCCAUGCUUCGCGCGGCGUGCGGCGAAUCAUCCAUCGACGGCGGCGAGGGGGAGAGGAAGUCGGCGUACCGUCGAUUGAUUCGGCGGUGGCACCCGGAUAAGUUCGGCGCGAGGUUCGGGGAGCGCGUGAGGGCGGGCGGGGAGGAGGCGCGGGUGAUGGAGCGGGUGAACGCGGUUGCGAGGGCGCUGAACCAGGAGUUCGCGGGGCGGGCGUAG